CAGACGCGCGUCGAGCUCCACGCGUCCGUCGGCGCACGAAUGUUUUGGACGGAAAUCAGUUGUUCUUCUUAAGUGAGUCUUUAAUAAUCGAGUUUGUAUACCAUGCGCGAUACGACAGCAGAGGGGACCGCGGGUAUACGCGCGCCUGAUGGCGACCCGUGACCACAACGGGACUCACAAUGCCGAACCGAACCAAGUCCGCGACGCGAGAAAUGUUCACACGCGCGCUCACAGGAUGCCUGCUGUGCGCACUGAUUCUCUGGACACUGUUCGGGAACAUCCUGGUGUGCACUGCUGUGCUCCGGUUCCGUCACUUGCGCGCAAAAGUUACCAACAUUUUUAUCGUGUCUCUGGCGGUGUCGGACCUAUUCGUGGCCAUGCUGGUGAUGCCAUGGAAGGCGGUGGCUGAGGUGGCCGGAUUCUGGCCGUUCGGCUCGUAUUGUAACGUCUGGGUGGCGUUUGACAUCAUGUGCUCCACCGCUUCCAUCCUGAACCUGUGCGUCAUCAGCGUGGACCGAUACUGGGCCAUAAGCAGUCCGUUUCGCUACGAGCGCAAGAUGACCCAGCGCGUGGCUUUCGUGAUGAUCGGUGUGGCAUGGGCUCUGUCCAUCCUCAUCUCGUUCAUCCCGGUGCAGCUGAACUGGCACAAAGCCGCCACCGAAACGAACGCGAGCGGCGUCGCUCGGGCGUUGCGCGAAAACUGCGACUCGAGUUUGAACCGGGAGUACGCAAUCUCCUCGUCUCUCAUCAGCUUCUAUAUUCCCGUUGCCAUCAUGAUAGUCACUUACACGCGGAUCUACCGCAUCGCGCAGAUUCAGAUCCGGAGGAUAGCAUCGCUGGAGCGCGCGGCUGAGCACGCGCAAAGUUGCCGGACAAACCGGCUCGCAUGCCAACACCACAACACGCUAAAGACGUCCUUCAACCGAGAGACCAAAGUUCUGAAGACACUGUCCAUCAUCAUGGGCGUGUUCGUUUGCUGCUGGCUGCCCUUCUUCAUCCUCAACUGUGUGGUUCCGUUCUGUGACAAACCGAGUGGCGGUCCGAGCUCGGGUCUCCCGUGCGUCAGCGAGACCACAUUCGACGUGUUCGUAUGGUUCGGCUGGACAAACUCCUCGCUGAACCCCAUCAUCUACGCGUUUAACGCGGAGUUUCGCAAGGCUUUCGCCAGUCUGCUGGGCUGUCGGAUACGCUGCUCCGGUACUCCAGUGGAGACGGUAAACAUCAGCAACGAGCUCGUGUCUUAUAACCAGGACACACUGUUUCACAAAGAGAUCGUGAACGCGUACGUGGAAAUGAUCCCGAACGUAGUGGAUUGUAUCGACACAGAGGACACAUUUGACCGGAUCUCGCAGUUCUCCCACCACAACGACUCGGUUUGUGAUUUAGACGAGUGUGAGGCGGACAUGCGCGCCUCUUUCACUCCGAACGGAAUUCACGGCCCGUGAAGUUUGUCGUGGGGGUUUCAAAGGCGCAUUUAAAGAACUUAUCGUGGGAUAAACUUCAGUCAGAGCUCUUUAUCAUCGGACAUUCAUCUACCUGUACUGACAUUUACACACUGCGCACAGCAAACACUCAAAC
Messenger RNA from Misgurnus anguillicaudatus (oriental weatherfish), 1578 nucleotides. RefSeq names its product dopamine receptor D5a (gene drd5a). Lineage: Eukaryota; Metazoa; Chordata; Actinopteri; Cypriniformes; Cobitidae. Gene Ontology annotation, molecular function: dopamine neurotransmitter receptor activity, coupled via Gs; G protein-coupled receptor activity. Gene Ontology annotation, biological process: G protein-coupled dopamine receptor signaling pathway; positive regulation of MAPK cascade; adenylate cyclase-activating adrenergic receptor signaling pathway. The record is from RefSeq and is a predicted model, not a curated record. Gene Ontology annotation, cellular component: plasma membrane.